CCGCGUCAAGCGACGUCUCUGAACCCGUCUCCUGAAACGAAACCCACAGAAAACCCAGCACUCCCCGCCUAUAAAACAACGGAGCGUCUCGCUCACCCGUCCGGGCUAGCUUACCACCGAAAGCCAACCACCAUUCCGAUCUCCUCCAGCGAAAGCCCCGCAGCAGCGCUUGGCGUUCGCGUCGUCGUGCAAGCCAUAGCCGCCAGAGUCACCGGAAGAUGGAGGGGCUCAUCCCGUUCAUCUACAGGGCCAUCAAGGAGCGCCGGACGCGGAGCUACUCGCGGUGCAGCUCCACGGGCUCGGCGCACGCCGGCCGGUUCGGGGCCCGCGUCGAGGACAGCGAGCAGUGGGAGGCCGCCGCCCCGCGCGGCGGCGGCGGGGGCAAGGUUUCCGCGGAGAGCGGGAUGGCGCACCGCCGGCACCGGUCGCUGGAGGAGCUGGCAGGGGAGGUGGGAGCCUCGCCGGCGUGGCGGCAGCCCGGCGCGCUGCCGAGGGGCCGGAGCGUCAGGAUCUUCUCCUGCAUCGGCGGUAUGUGAGGACCGGUCGGUGCACGCACGCCCGCGCGCGGCUCCGUGCCUAGCUUACUGCAGGCCUGCAUCGGCAGGAGCCGGCCGGUGGGCUUGGGUUCGUGCAGGAUGCAGGAAUUUGCUCGUGUUUUUGCUUAGUUCUCGAGGUGGUAGUAAGGAGUAAUUGUGCAGUGACUCGUACCAUGUUAUCCAACUAAAUUGUACAUACGCCUGGAUUUGCGAAGAUGCAAAUGAUGGUUUACAUAUUCUUGUUUCUUUCUUUCUUUCUUAUGCGACGACGAAUCUCUGUAUGUUUUUUCGUUGAAGGUGUAUGCAGGGAAUUGUGAAAUGAAAUUUUUAGCUGCAUAGAAUUCA
This is a messenger RNA of Setaria italica (foxtail millet), 881 nucleotides long. RefSeq lists its product as uncharacterized. The transcript has a single exon. The record is from RefSeq and is a predicted model, not a curated record. The coding region runs from base 219 to 536 and encodes 105 amino acids. Lineage: Eukaryota; Viridiplantae; Streptophyta; Magnoliopsida; Poales; Poaceae.